AUGAGCGUUUCGUUCCACGAUAUCAACCUGCUGGUGGAGCAGGGCGAGCAGUACAAGGUGUUUGGGGCUGUCCCUUUCCCCGAUAUCAACCUGCUGGUGGAGCAGGGCGAGCAGUACAAGGUGUUUGGGGCUGUCCCUUUCCACGAUAUCAACCUGCUGGUGGAGCAGGGCGAGCAGUACAAGGUGUUCGUAGCCGUCCCUGUGACCCCCGCCAACACCUACAAAGUUCUCGCCAACAAGGAAGGAAGCUGCUGCUGCAACCUGAACAAACGCUUUAACCCCAAACCCAACACCCAAUGCCCUGUAACCACAGUUCCACGAUAUCAACCUGCUGGUGGAGCAGGGCGAGCAGAACAAGGUUUCCACGAUAUCAACAUGCUGGUGGAGCAGGGCGAGCAGUACAAGGUGUUCGGAGCGGUGCCUGUCACCCCCGCCAACACGUACAAGGUUCUCGCCAACAAGGAAGCUGCGCUGCUGUUUCCUGGAGGCGUUCGGGAGGCUCUGAAGAAGAGGGCAAAGCACGAAGCAACAAUCAUCCCCUUCGCAUGCAUUGGUGUGGACGAUGGGUUCGAUAUUCUAGUAGAUGCGGACGAAAUGCCCAGUGUGCCCGUCAUUGGUCCCAUGGCAGUGGAGGGCGUGCAGGCAUGGCCCAGAGUCAGCGUGACCAUCAUCGGCCCCAUGGCAGUGGAGGGCGUGCAAUCAUGGCCGAGAGUCAGGCAUGUCGCACCUACUGACAGACAAGGCAGCAGCAGCAGAGCUGUAUGCACAUGUGAAGGGGGAGGUGUAAGACGGGCUGCAGUACCUGCUGAGGAAGAGGGAGGAGGAUCCUUACAACCCAACACUCUUUCCCCUCCUUACCUACCAAACCCCACAUCCCCACCCAUCCACACAAAUCUACACCCAUCCACACCAUCCCGAACCCCUUUCCAACCAGGCAUGAAGCACCUGCUAACAGACAAGGCAGCAGCAGCAGAGCUGUAUGCACAUGUGAAGGGCAUGAAGCACCUGCUAACAGACAAGGCAGCAGCAGCAGAGCUGUAUGCACAUGUGAAGGGGGAGGUGGAGGGUGGGCUGCAGUAUCUUCUGAAAAAGAGGGAGGAGGAUCCAUACAAUGACCCUGUGCCGCGGUUGCUUUAUGAGGCCACGUGGGGAGGGGAGAAGCAGGCUCCCACGUUUAAGCCGUGA
Messenger RNA from Closterium sp. NIES-65, 1185 nucleotides. Lineage: Eukaryota; Viridiplantae; Streptophyta; Zygnematophyceae; Desmidiales; Closteriaceae. The record is from the annotation of a GenBank genome assembly.